AUGGGGAGGGGAGCAGGUGGGCAGGCGGGCUGCGGGCCGGGCUGCGGGGAUGGGGGACGUGGGCAGGUGGGCUGCCGGCCCCAGCGCGGGGUGCCCAGGCCGUCCGCGCUCCGGGGCGCGCCCUCCGCGUCGGCGCCCGCCCGCCUGCCCGCCUGCCCCCCUGCCCGCCCGCCGCGCGCUGGGCUCGUCCGCCCCGGGCCGCCCUCCUCCGCGGGGCUCGCGGCUGCCCCAGCCCCAGUCGCCCCGCUGGACUCGGCGGUCCCGGCGCCCGCCCUCCGGGGGCAGGUGGCCAGAGGCAGCCUUACCUGCCGCGGGCUCUUCUCCGCCCGCCGGGGCCGGCCGUCCGCUCGCGAAGCCGGGCAGGGGCGCGGGGCUGCGGCAGCUGGGGCGCCGGGCGCUCUCGCGGGCGCGCAGGACCCGGGGCUGCCCCCGCCGCGCGCCUCCUCCCCGCCCCCGCCCCCGGCCCCGGCCCGCCCGCGCAGCCGCUCAGCGGGCUCCGGCCGCGGGCCGCGCAGGUUGUCCGUCGGCGGCGUCGCGCGCUCCGAGUGCGGCCGCCGGGCUCGGGCUCGGGCUCGGGCCCUUCGCGAGCGCGGGGAGGACGCCCCGCGGGAGCCGCCGGCCGAGCGCCGCGCGGAGGUCGGGCCUCGAGACCCGGGCCGGGGCCUUGCCGGAGCAGGCGUCGGGGGCAGCGGGGGGACCAGCCUCCCCGGGGGCUGGCGGACGCGGGGGGAGGUACGGGGAAAACGGAAAACGACAAAACACCCCCAGAUGGAAGUCUCCUUGCCGCUUUACCUGACAUUGGCCAUCUCUCCCCGCUUCCCCUCACAGACUCGUGCACACCUGGGUCCGGCAGGAGGAAACCCAAGUGCACGGGGACCAGGGACGAGUCCACCUUCGUGGAACGUGGAACUUACACAAAUUGGAGUGUGUUUGCUGUUGUUUUGUUCUUUAUGGCUUGUCACGGUGCCGCCGUGUGAGCCUGCCCCGUGUCACCCACUCGCGCCGGUGGCCCGGCCUGUGCUCCCGACCCCACUCGAGCUCGCCUCGCCGGGAGCCGGUCGAGAAGGCCCAGUCAGCCCAAGGAGGCGAAGCAAAGCAUCUGCGUGGGGGAGGGAGGGAAGAGACGCUGCAAAGCACCGCGGAGGAGAGGAGGAGGGCGGCUGGCGCGAAGAGGGGCAGAGCGCCCUGGAGGCCGACGCCGCGGCGCGCCCGGAGCGCUGGGGGCCGCCGGCCGGGGUGACACGCGGUGCGGCCGAGCUGAGGUGCCGCGCCCCGCCCCCCGCCUCGCCCCGCCGAAGCCGCCGACCCGCCAGCCGCGCCCCGCCCCGCCUCGCCCCACCGAAGCCGCCGACCCGCCAGCCGCGCCGCCUCCCGCCUCGCCUCGCCCCGCCGAAGCCGCCGACCCGCCGACCCGCCAGCCGCCGCCCCGCCCCGCCUCGCCCCGCCGAAGCCGCCGACCCGCCCCGCCUCGCCCCCGCCUCGCCCUGCCGAAGCCGCCGACCCGCCAGCCGCGCCCCGCCCCGCCUCGCCCCGCCGAAGCCGCCGACCCGCCCCGCUUCGCCCCCGCCCCGCUGA
Messenger RNA from Nyctereutes procyonoides (raccoon dog), 1575 nucleotides. RefSeq names its product basic proline-rich protein-like. Bases 1 to 1575 code for a protein of 524 amino acids. The transcript is spliced from 3 exons. The record is from RefSeq and is a predicted model, not a curated record. Lineage: Eukaryota; Metazoa; Chordata; Mammalia; Carnivora; Canidae.